AUGGACAUAAAUGAGUUUCGUGAGUUUGGAAAAGCAGCGAUCGACUUUGUGGCGGAUUAUUUGGAGAACAUAAGAGAUAGGGACGUCCUGCCUUCAGUUGAACCUGGCUAUCUUCAUGAUCUGCUUCCCAAGGAAAUGCCCGAGCAGGGUGAUGAUUGGAGAUCAAUCAUGGAAGAGUUCAAGCGUUCGAUCCUACCCGGACUAACACAUUGGCAGUCGCCACAUUUUCAUGCAUUCUAUCCAUCGCAAACGUCUUACUCGUCGAUUGUGGGCGAAACUAUUGCUGCUGGUCUCGGAGUUGUCGGAUUCAGCUGGAUUUGUAGUCCAGCAUGCACCGAACUGGAAGUCAUCAUGAUGAAUUGGUUAGGGCAGCUGCUGAAUCUACCAAAAUGUUUCCUGAACUGUGAUGAAGGAAACGGCGGAGGUAUUAUCCAGGGUUCGGCAAGCGAAUCCAUCUUUAUCGCAGUUCUUGUCGCACGAGAGCAAGCCGUUCGAAGAUUAAAGCAGGAACGGCCAGACCUAUCAGAAGCGGAGAUCCGUGGCCGACUGGUGGCGUACACCAGCGAUCAGAGUAAUAGUGCUGUGGAGAAAUCGGGUAUUUUGGGAGCUAUUAAGAUGCGUCUGCUGCCAGCAGAUUCUGAUUGUGUGCUGAGAGGAAAAACCUUGAUGGAUGCGGUCGAAGAAGACAAGGCUAAGGGAUUGUUUCCCGUCAUAAUGGUGGGUACACUUGGUACCACCGGUACUUGUGCUUAUGACAAUUUAGAAGAAAUUGGACCAUACUGCAAUGCCAAUCAGAUCUGGCUUCACAUAGAUGCAGCAUACGCAGGAGCAUCCUUCUGCCUUGCGGAGUAUGCUUGGAUCAAGAAAGGAAUCGAGACCGCGGAUUCACUGAACUUUAAUCUGCACAAGUGGCUAUUCGUUAAUUUUGACUGCUGUGCCAUGUGGUUCAAAGAUGCUGGAAAGAUUACCGAAGCGUUCAGUGUUGAUCGUAUAUAUCUGCAGCACAAAUUUCAGGGCCAAAGCAAGGCACCUGAUUACCGCCACUGGCAGAUCCAGCUCGGCAGAAGGUUCCGUUCGUUGAAAGUUUGGAUCACUUUGAAAACUAUGGGUGCUGAAAAGAUACGCGAUCUGAUUCGCUUCCACAUAAGUCUAGCGCAGAAAUUUGAACAAUAUGUUCGUAGUGAUGAAAGAUUUGAGGUCACUUCAUCCACACUGGCACUGAUUUGCUUUCGUGUUAAGGGAGAAGAUAGUCUCUCGAAGCAGCUCCUGGAUAACAUCACUCAACGUAAGAAGAUUUUUAUGAUACCUGCCACGUACCAAGGAAAAUUUAUCCUUCGAUUUAUGAUUGCCGGUAUCGACCCACAGCCAGAGGAUAUCGAUUAUGCCUGGAAGGAGGUAAAAACACAAACCGACCUACUGCUAGGUGUCGAUGAUAAUGGAAACAAUGUCACGCUGAAAGAUCUGGUGAACCAUGAGGUAUUUGAAAAGGAAAAACCGAUUGAAAAAGUUACGGAAAGUCUGAGCGGGCUUUUAAUAGCAAAUGAAAAAGUUCAUUAA
Topomyia yanbarensis is the source of this 1557-nucleotide messenger RNA. RefSeq names its product 3,4-dihydroxyphenylacetaldehyde synthase (gene amd). Bases 1 to 1557 code for a protein of 518 amino acids. The record is from RefSeq and is a predicted model, not a curated record. Gene Ontology annotation, biological process: amino acid metabolic process; catecholamine metabolic process. Gene Ontology annotation, molecular function: aromatic-L-amino-acid decarboxylase activity; pyridoxal phosphate binding. NCBI's taxonomy places the organism in Eukaryota, Metazoa, Arthropoda, Insecta, Diptera, Culicidae. The transcript has 3 exons.